CUGCAUUGUGAGGAGUGGACUGAAGUUGAGAAUUUUGUGAUUACAAUGUCGGAUGACAUGCUUAUGCAAUUUUCCUCCAACUCUUCCAAUCAAUCCGAUCAAUCUUUGCCCACUAAAAUUGCGAAGCUCGAGGCGCGAAUGGUGGGCAAAGCAUCCUCUGCAACUGCAGCCGUCGCACAUUCACAGCAGGCAGCCUCGUGGUCUGUUGCCACCAAAUUCCCCGAGCCUCCUGAGAGCUUGCCUAAUGAGCAUCUGUCUAGUGAUUCGGAUGACAACGAUCUAUUAGUUAUAUUGGGGAAAGGGAAAGAAUUGCAGAAGCUACGGUUCUGGAAAUGCGACCUGUUACAUCGGCUGUCCUGUUUUCUGGGAGCUAUUAGUUUGAUAAUGAUCUUGCUGAUGUACCUUUGAUUUGGUUAUCAAGUCAUACAAUGGGUUUAUUUGGAUUUGUCAAUUUUUCCAAGCAUUUUUUGCAUCAUAAACACGCUUUCAAUCACCUUUUUAUCUUUCCAAUCAAAUCACAAAAAGUGCUCAAGUAUGAUUCAAAAAAAUUUCCAAAUGAUCUUCUAGCCAUGCAACCCAUUACUUUCUUAAUCCAUUUUUUUUCUUAAUCUUGAUAUUGCCCAUUUUCACUUGUUUCUGUCUGGAUCACUAACGGAUUCAACUUCAGAUUCUAUUACAUUUUUGUGACUUUGUUCUUUCAAUUGAUGUGCAGAGGAUGGAUUAAAUGCUUAUGUUGUAGCGAAGAACUUUUUACAUGAGAUUCUUAAAUGUUGUACUUUCCUGAACAAUAAGAAUGGAGGGGAAUUUCUGAUUCAAGCUAACACUCAGAAGCGGCGUAAAUUGGACGAGGAUAACAGUGGCAUGGUUUUUGAACAUGUUGAGGGACAUACAUCUCAGUCUGUGGCUGAGCCAAGACAGAAGGUUGUUGAGACCGUGGACACAAAUAAGGUGGCUUCAGACACAAAUAGGAAAAAACAAAGCCGUGGCAGGGGAUAUUCUGCCUCGGCUAGAGGGCGUGGUUCACGAGGUAAUGAUCAAACCAAAAUUCAAACGGUUUCUCCACCAAAUGGACAGCUUGAAAAGGAUGGGUGGCCCAAAGAGCAACUUCGACGUGACGAUUUAAGUUUAUUGGAGGAGGAGAACACAACAUUACGCGAGAAGGUUGGAAAUUUGGAGGAGGCAUUACGGAAAUCUCAACAUUUAACUCAAGAGCUAGAGAAGGAGUUGAAGGAUAUCAAGGAUAUUGAGCAGCAGAUGAAGCCAAAGAGAUUAAAAACAUUAUCUGAUUUGUUGAUAUCUGUUUCAAAAGCUGAGAGACAAGAAGCAAGGAUGAAAGUACGCCAGGAUUCUUUGAGACUUGGCAAUGUUGGAGUAAUCAGAGCUGGAACUCUCAUUUCUGAGACAUGGGAGGAUGGGCCAGCAUUGAAGGAUCUCAAUGUCCAGCUUAGAAACUUAUUGGAGAUGAAAGAAGCAAUUGAACGGCAGAGGAAAUCACUGAAGAAAAAGCAGCCAGAUAAAGUUGAUGGAACUGAUUCAGAAGCUGGAGUCCAGGAAGAUGAUUCUCUCAUUCAAGAUGAAAUCUAUAAAUCUCGUUUAGCUUGCAUCAAACGUGAGGAAGAAACAAUUAUGCGUGAAAGAGAUCGCUAUGAGUUGGAUAAAGCAAGGCUUAUAAGGGAAAUGAAACGAAUAAGAGAUGAGGAUGGCUCUCGCUUCAACAAUUUUCAGAUUUUGAACCACCGCUAUGCCCUCUUAAACCUUCUUGGCAAAGGAGGAUUUAGUGAGGUCUAUAAGGCUUUUGACUUAGUUGAGCAUAGAUAUGUUGCAUGUAAGCUUCAUGGUUUGAAUGCUCAGUGGAGUGAAGAGAAGAAGCAAAGUUAUGUACGACAUGCUAUCAGGGAGUACAAUAUUCAUAAAAGCUUGGUACAUAAUCACAUUGUGCGUCUGUGGGACAUUUUUGAGAUAGACCAAAACACAUUCUGCACUGUCUUGGAAUACUGCAGUGGCAAGGAUCUUGAUGCAGUCCUCAAAGCAACGCCUGUUUUGCCAGAAAGAGAAGCGAGAAUCAUAAUUGUUCAGAUAUUUCGAGGCCUUGUUUACCUGAAUAAAAGAGCACAAAAGAUUAUACAUUAUGAUCUGAAGCCAGGAAAUGUUCUAUUUGAUGAAUUUGGCACUGCUAAAGUGACUGAUUUUGGUCUUAGCAAAAUAGUGGAGGAUGAUGUUGGGUCCCAGGGGAUGGAGCUUACCUCCCAGGGAGCUGGGACAUAUUGGUAUCUACCUCCCGAAUGCUUUGAGCUUAACAAGACACCCCUUAUAUCCUCAAAGGUGGAUGUUUGGUCAGCUGGGAUUCUUCUGUACCAAAUGCUAUUUGGCAAACGGCCUUUUGGUCAUGACCAAACCCAAGAACGAAUUUUACGCGAAGAUACCAUCAUUAAAGCCCGCAAGGUGGAUUUUCCUUCAAGGCCAGCUGUGUCGAACGAGGCAAAGUUUCUGAGACAGAUUAACAUCUGGCUGACUGGCUCAGACACAAUGUUCAUGCUUCCUUUGACUCAUAUUGCAAGUCAUAAUAUGGAAAUGAUUGAUGAAGGAACAAAACGAGAUAGACAAACUUGCUAGGAUUUUAUUCGUCGUUGUCUUACAUAUAAUCAGGCAGAGAGGCCAGAUGUUUUAAGCAUUGCUCAGGAUCCAUAUUUGACAUACACAAAGAAAAAUCAUAACAGUACAUAGUGCCAACUCAUGUUAUAGAGAAAGCAUUCCCUAAUUUUGAGGUGAGGAAAUAAUCCCUCAAUUCUACAGGAAAUUUGUAUAGUUGUAAAGGUUUUGUAAUUAUUGUCCCUGUUGUUCUUCCCUUGAGUUGGGGUUUCAUUUCCUCUUUCCCUUAGCCCUUUAAAGGAUUCAUAGACCUUUCUGGUAUGUCGUUACUAGUGAACAUCUUUUUUGUCUUGGUCAAGGGAUGGAGAUUGAGGAAGAAAGGAAAGGAAAUAUAGUUUUUGGAUGCUCUGGUUUCUUGACUAAUUGUUUGGCUUUUCAACUUGUAUUUCGUGGAUUUUAAAUCCAUAAAGCUAGGGCUGCAAACGAAUUUACUCGAA
Messenger RNA from Coffea arabica (coffee), 3086 nucleotides. Its product is annotated as serine/threonine-protein kinase TOUSLED-like. Gene Ontology annotation, cellular component: nucleus. The record is from RefSeq and is a predicted model, not a curated record. Gene Ontology annotation, biological process: intracellular signal transduction; peptidyl-serine phosphorylation; chromosome segregation. NCBI's taxonomy places the organism in Eukaryota, Viridiplantae, Streptophyta, Magnoliopsida, Gentianales, Rubiaceae. Gene Ontology annotation, molecular function: protein serine/threonine kinase activity; ATP binding.